Messenger RNA from Suillus discolor, 1377 nucleotides. RefSeq lists its product as uncharacterized. Lineage: Eukaryota; Fungi; Basidiomycota; Agaricomycetes; Boletales; Suillaceae. Bases 1 to 1377 code for a protein of 458 amino acids. The record is from RefSeq and is a predicted model, not a curated record. The transcript has 7 exons.
AUGGUUCAGAGCGGCGAACAGCAAGUAUUAGCUAAAUAUCCUCUGGCCAUAGUCUCUAAGCUUCUCGACGCAUUUGGCAAGGACCUCGGUGGUGGGUACGACAUAGGGUGCAGGUUCAAGACCACCCUCAGUUGCAGUGUACUUGGGCACCACGCACAUGAACUCAACCAUACCUCACUCCAUCUGUGUCAGCUCAAUCACCUUGCCACUUAUGUCAAUAGCCUUGGGCUAGAAGACUCCGAAGGCUGUGAGCGGACAUUCUCGAAGUCCAACGCACUCGCAUCCUCAGUCCAAUAUGCAAGCAUAUUUCACCGGCGUCAAGCUAUCGCCAACUACUUUCAACAUAACAAUGACUAUGAGAUCUACACGAAUCUUAGCACAUUCUUAUACAAUAACUACAAGCAAGUGCUUCGCAUCAUUGCCGAUGGUCAAGAAUCUCUACCAAGACUGAUGCGCGAACUCGGUAUAGAGGAUGAGAGUGUGUUUGACACCUGGUUAGCUGAGGAGCGAGCUUACCUCACAUUGUUGAGCCAAGAACCAACCAACAAGACCCUGCAGAUGGAAUACUGGCAAAAGCUCGUUAAUUUGUCUGGUAGCAAACAGGAUCUAGACGCUGCUAUGGCAGCUUGGACUGUGGCCACUCCAAGCACAGUGCAGUUUGGUGCCCGUGAUGUUGCAUUGACGAACAAGAUCGAGACUGCGCGCAGGCAUGCCAUCGAGAAUUACAAGAAGGACCUCAAGGUAGUCCAGGAACUCGAGAUGAAACUUAGUGCUCUACAAGUGCGUUCGGCGGCCAUUCGUACUGCUCUAGACAAGUACAAUACUGCUGCUCGAGCACUUUCCCCUCCACGUCCUGCUCUCUCAUGGGAAGAAGUCAUCAAGUAUGCUUUCCUUGCUGACUUCAACUUCCUCCGUGAUGUGUGGCAAGAUAUAUCACAGCGUCCCUGGUCAACUCCAACUGGGCGCCUCACUAUGGACACUCAUUUCAAGAUGUGCCAUGCACGCGAGGAGAUUCAAUGUCUCAAUAUUGAAAUCAGGCAGCUAGCUACCUACUUACAUGAUGAGAGCAGGUACUUAAUAGAGUGUGAGAUGCAACUUCAAACUCUACAUCCGGGGCUCGCUCAUCAAGUUGCCUUGCAUCGCAAGAUCUGGUCCAUUAUACCAGGUGAAAGCAUCGAGCAAGGACCGGGUGCCAGUGCUAGCUCUCCUACAGUCUGCAUUCCUCCCCAGCUUGCUUCUGAUGGGCUGCACCUAGACCAGGGAGGCAAAGAUGACGACACAUUGGAGGAUCUUGAAGAGGAGGAGAAUGCUGAGGCCGAUGGGGAGGAGCAUGCUCGCAUACUCGAAGGGAUUGUACAGGUGACAUUCAAUGUUUGA